AAGCAUAACAUUUCAAAACAAAAAAAUAAAUAGGUAUAGGUAUUUUAGUUAAAUAUAACAAAUAAUAUAUGUCUUCCUAAUGGCAUUGCUGCCGCCGAAGGUUAUCUAUUUUUAAAUAAAAAAAACAAAUAAUAUUAAAUAAAAAUAAAACAAUAAUUAUAAGUGUUGCAUGUAUGCGCGGGUCUACCAAAUUAUACAAUGACAUUUUAUAUUUAUAAUCUAAAUAAACUGAUAAUGAUUAUGGUUAAUUACUAGAUGCUAUUUAUAUUUUAUUAUUCAUUCGUAAUAUUCGUAAUAUUUCUUAUUGGAUUAUUCUUGUUUACCCGGAGUACGGACGUCGGACGGUAAACACUAAUUCGUAACUAGUUCGUCUUCAUUCUCCAUCAGCAUUCAGCACAUGUGGAUUUUAAUAAUUAUACCAAAUAAUAUAUUAUACAGAUUACAGAAAUACAAAACAACGAAAUACUAAGUACCAACUACCAAGUAUUCAAUAUGAGUGAGGUAUGGCAAGUAUUUAGUAAAAACGAUGUUGGUCUUAAAGUGAAAUGCUCAAUAUGAAAAAAAAAAAUAUGCAAAUCCAGGAUCAAGUACAACGAACAUGUGAAACCAUUUAAAAUUUAAACACAAGCCAAAAUUUAUUGAACUUGAUCGAAUUCGAAUUGGAUUAUCAGGAAGUGCAUUUAAUCAAGACGUUUCCAAUGUUUCCAUAGACGAAGAUGAAACUUGGACUCACAAGUUUCUUACGAACAUAUAAAAAUGGUGGAUAUAAAAAUUUGGCUCUUCAAGAAUCAGACAUUAUCGUGUUAGAAAACCUAAGUUGAAUUAUACAGCCAAUCAAGGAAAUAACUGACAAUUUAGCUGGCGAUUCAUAUGUCAUGGGCUCGGCUAUACUACCAGUUAUUUUUUCGCUUAAAUCAAAAUUAUCUCAAAUAACACAACUAAAUGAAAGUGAUGAUACGGACAUCAAUGGAGGACAAAUUAAAAACAUGUAUACAACUAUUAUUGAGGUUCUAGAUCAACGCUAUCAAGAUAACGCAUUACUGAUUAUGUGUACCGUAUUGGAUCCUAGGUUCAAAAUCGAGUACAUUAAGUAUAAUGAUUUAUCGGUUUUAAAGAAAACCAUCGCUGAAUUUUGUGAAACAACAUACGAGCGUAUCGAAAGUGAUAGUUACGUCAACAAUAUUUCUAAUCAACUGGCAUCACAAAAAAAACCAAAAACUGGGUUGUCUGUAAUUUUUGGUACUCCUGAAAAUAAUAACAUGGAUAAUUUUCAAGAAGUUCCAUUAAGCCAAAAAAUAAAAAAUGAAUUGGACUUAUACAUUAACAAUCCAAAAAUUGGUGUUGAACAAGAUUCACUAGAUUGGUGGAACAUAAACAAGACAACUUACCCUAUUAUGUUCGUUUCAGCAAAAAAAGUUAUGACCAUUCAAGCUACAAGCUUAGCGUCUGAACGUAUUUUUAGUAAAGGGGGGAUUUCCGGCUACGAAAGUACAGAAAGAAAAGAGGAUGACGCGACAAAAGAAAGCUACACCGGGGAAAAAAAGACAGUAAGUCGGCGGGGCUGUCAAAUGCCACCGCUGACCGACCUAAAAGUAGCUUUGAUUGUCGUGCCAUCACGUUGGUAG
Sipha flava (yellow sugarcane aphid) is the source of this 1625-nucleotide messenger RNA. RefSeq names its product zinc finger BED domain-containing protein DAYSLEEPER-like. The transcript is spliced from 5 exons. Lineage: Eukaryota; Metazoa; Arthropoda; Insecta; Hemiptera; Aphididae. The record is from RefSeq and is a predicted model, not a curated record. The coding region runs from base 876 to 1625 and encodes 249 amino acids. Gene Ontology annotation, molecular function: protein dimerization activity.